AACUCAUCGAGCUCACUGCCCGGCAUCAAGUGACUGACAGAUGGUUGUACCUGCACAUGAUAUUUCUGCUAACCCGUGGACGUGUUAUAUCCGAUUGAUUUGAAAAUUUGUUAUGCUAUGAGUGAGUGAUCAAGCCCACCAUGUCUACCAUGACAACUCUAGGAGCAGCCAAUCGUUCAGUGGUUACCAUGACACCUCCAGGAACAACCAAUCGUUUGAUGGUUUCCAAUCCACCGAUGGCCAAUCACUCGCCCCCUACCUGUGACCGAUACUACUUUGAGAACAGAACCUACUUCCUGUACAAUGGGUAUGAAGGUGUUCCAGAAACCCUCCUAAUUAACGUCAUCGGUUGGCUGGCCUUGCUGAUCUUGUUCACAUUCUUGAGGAAGAUUGCCUGGGACUAUGGCCGUAUUGCUCUUGUCAGCAGGACAGAGGAGAACAGAAGGAAGAUGAGAUCAGGGGGUGCUCAAAGGAAUGUCCAGGUCAACAGAAAUCUGUUAACUGAAGGAGAGAACCGAUACAAUGUGUGGACCACCUUGUUCUAUGGGGAUCACGAUCGCCACAGCAUUGGCUCGCAAGAAUCCUUGGAUACCACCUUACGAAUGCAGGACAAGGGUAUCUUGGCAUGGAUUCCUGCCUUCUUCCGUAUCAAAGAUGCGGACAUCCAGAAGUGUGGUCAUGAUGCUAUUCAGUAUAUCCAGUUUCAGAGAUACCUAUUGGUGUACCUGGCCGUGGUGUGCAUCAUCUCUGUUGCUGUCAUUCUGCCUGUCAAUAUAUCAGACAGUAACUCAAGUGGAUCUGAAUUUGGAGAUACAACCAUCAGCAAUGUCAGACCUGAAUCGCCGUUGCUGUGGAUCCACGCUGUGUUUGCUGUGGUCUAUUUACUGAUUGCUGUCUACUUUAUGAGGAGAUUCUCCACUAAUCUGGAGUACGAGGAAGAUGAGCAGGUCUCAAAAACUCUGAUGGUGUCAAAUAUUCCAAAGGACAAGUGCUUCAGAAGUGUUGUUUUACAGCAUUUCACGGAGGCUUAUCCUGAGGCUGUGAUCAUUGAUGUACAGUUUGCCUACAACAUCACUAAACUGGUCUCUCUGGAUAGCAGUCGCCAAAGAGCAUCAGAGGCGAGGAAAAUGUCAGAGUUAAUGUUUAAAAAGUCUGAGGUUCGCCCAGGGAUUCAUCCAUACACAUGUGGUCGUUGCUGUUGCUGUAGCUCAUGCUGUGGCUGUAGGGAGGCCGAUGCCAUAGAAUACUACACGGAGGAGGAAAGGCUAUUGAAGGAGGCGUGUGAAUCAGAGAAGGCGCAAGCAUUCCAGGAGCCAUUAGGCAUAGCCUUCAUCAGCUUUGAUGCUGACCAUAUGGCAGCAAGGAUUAGGGCGGACUUCCGAGCCUCGUGUAAAGGGGCACAUAACCCUCAGAUAUCCAGCGUCUACUCUGAGCUCAACGUGGCCAACUGGGCCAUGAAGUAUGCCCCAGCACCCGAGAAUAUUUACUGGCAAAACCUGUCUCUGAAGGAGUGGAAGUGGUGGCUGAGGGCCAUCAUCCUCAACAUCCUCCUUGUCAUCUUGCUCUUCACCACACCCAUCAUUAUCAUGUGGUGUUGUUAUUGUUGUAGGGAGAACCUGUCUCUGAAGGAGUGGAAGUGGUGGCUGAGGGCCAUCCUCCUCAACAUCCUCCUUGUCAUCUUGCUCUUCACCACACCCAUCAUUAUCAUGUGGUGUUGUUAUUGUUGUAGGGAGAACCUGUCUCUGAAGGAGUGGAAGUGGUGGCUGAGGGCCAUCAUCCUCAACAUCCUCCUUGUCAUCUUGCUCUUCUUCUUCACCACGCCUACCAUUAUCAUGAACUCUCUAGAUGAACUCAACUUCCAGAAGAACCUACAGAAAUCACAUAGUGCUGUGUUGGUUGCCUUCCUUCCCACCAUCUUGUUAUGGACAUUCUCGGCCCUGCUGCCUAAUGUGGUGUAUUACUCAGAUCAGUUUGUUGGACACUGGACAAAAACUGCUGAGCAUCAUUCCGUGAUGAGAAAGACAUUCAUAUUCCUGCUGCUGAUGGUAUUGAUUCUGCCUUCCCUUGGCCUCACCAGUGCCAAGGCAUUGUUUGAGUGGGUGGUGAUUGACACCACAGGCAAUAGGAAGUACCGUUGGCAGUGUAUAUUCCUGGCGGGAAAUGGAGCUUUCUUUGUGAACUACGUCAUCACAUCAGCCUUCAUUGGCAGCGGUCUGGAGUUGAUCCGCUUCUCUCAGCUCUUCAUGUAUGCCCUGAAGCUCAUUUGCUCGCGGUCAGUCGCGGAAAAGUCUACAGUCAGGAAGUCGGUGGUGUGGGACUUCCAGUUCGGGAUUCAAUAUGCAUGGAUGCUGUGUGUGUUCACAAUAAUCAUGACCUACAGUAUACCGUGCCCACUCGUCAUGCCUUUUGGUAUGGUGUACAUGGGCCUGAAACACCUGGUGGAUCGUUACAACAUCUACUUUGCGUAUGCACCUUCCAAGAUUGACAAAAACAUCCACACCAGUGCUGUUACUUUUGUCAUCGCUGCUGUUAUUUUUCUACAGAUAUCUAUUGUAUUCUUCUCGGCCCUGCGAACAGUGGAGCUACGGUUAAACCCAGUGUUCAUCUUCUCUGCUGUGGCCCUUUUCAUUACACUUGUUGUAUUCUUUGGCCGAAUAUUCUUUGGCUGGUUCAAGGGUCUUAGCCCAAUCAAAUACAAGAAUGCAGGAAGUAAGACAGGGUCAAGGUCACCCAAUGAGGAGACUCAGCCUUUCAGUGACAAAGAUACAGAAGGAACACAGGACAAGCCUUUUGUCCCAAGUGUGCUAACGGAGUCUGGUGCAGAUGAUCAACCUCCCGACGUGUCAACCUUCACCUACGGCUCAACAGGAAGCGUUAACAUGGGGGAUGGCACUACAGAGAGUGGCUGAGAGGGGAGAUAAUUCUAAAGGGGAAAAAAGGAGGGAUAUUUUUGUUAUAAAAGUUACCUUCAUUUUGCAAUGAUACACUUGAACGGAUGUAGUACCUUACUUUAUGUACGUGGCACGUAACGUUUGAUCUCUUUAACAAUAUGCUGACCACAGUUUUAUUCAGAGAAGCGAGAAAUUUGAACGUUAUACCUGGUUAUGUUACAACCGUAUGCUGUGAGAUACUACAUGACUAUCAUGCAAGAACAAUGAUAAUCCAAAUCAUAAACUCAGAAUCUAGGUGGUUUAUCAGGAAAUGUAUAAUUUAGAUUUUCAGCUUAGCCAGGGCAGAUGCUGUAGUCAACAGUACCCUGCCAACUCCUCUGUGAAAACCCUUUAAAUAUGUCAUAAUUUUUAAAAUGUUAUAUUUAUUAUUAAGUCUUUAGGAUCUUGCCAAAAGCAAAAUGACAGAUCUAAGUGAUCUAAGAGUGAUAUUCUUUUAUGGUGUUUACAAUCUUUAGUACAUCUGGUUUAAACUCCAUUACAACAUCUUGCUAUUUAUUCAUGUGAUUUCCUAAUUUACAUAUUUGUAGACCUUCUUUGUUUUAAGGUAAAGUAAUUAAAAUGCUGUUUUCUGUUUAUUCUAAUACUUAAAAUGAAGUUUGUUAAAAAGUUGCUGUUGAGACUUUAAAAACAACAUACCACCGCAUGAUAUCAUACUCACUUGUAGUUUGUAGCCUUUUCUAACAAGGUUGCUUUGGUGACUGGGAACUGCCAAUCAACUGACAUGAUCACCUCUGUAUUUAAGCCAAACUUUUCUGAUGAGCUAAUAGACGUCCUUCAUAUUUCCGAUUUUGUUCUACAAGAAACAACAUUCUACAUCAUGUCAGGAACAUUAUAUUUGUUGCGUGACAGUGGGAGACCUGAAGAUGAGCUGCGCAAAAGGUGAAGUUUAACAAGUUCCCCUUUCAUAGCUGAUGACGCUACAUUCUUGUUAUCUCCCUUGAUCUCACAUUAUGGGUAAUUGUGUACCAUAAAUAAAAUAAUACAAAAACUAUGUGAAGUGAACCAUGUUGUUUUAACGUAUCCUCAUGCUUCAAGACUGUCGAGUCUUCAUGCCUUUUUUUAAAAUCAUUCAUUUGCUGAAAACUUUUUUGUGCCAAGUUUAAGUUACUUGGUGAGGUACCCCAGUAUAAACUGGGCACUGCCAAAGUACUUCAUCAUGUACAUGUACCUAAACCUUGACACUAUCUGUGGGAAACCAAUGUCCCCAACAAAAGUAGGCCUACCGUAAACAGAGCACUGCCUGAGAAAAAACGUGCAGUGUCCCAAAGAAGGUAAGCCUACUUUGUUGGGGCCAUUGGUUUCCCACAAAUAUACUAGUACACAAUUAUUUUGGGGAUAAGUACAAAGUUGAAGACUUGGCAUUAAGUCAAGUCUGGUAUUAAGUCUUCAAGCAGAUUUGAACAACUGGGCCGUGGACGGUGCUAAGUUCACUCCACCCACAAAUCAUACUGCCUUUGUGUAUAUACUUUUCAGUACAGCAAAAGAGAAACACUUAAGAAAUAAAUGAUUACAAAUUAUAGGUGUAAAAUAAUACAUUUACAGCUCUGACUAAAAUAGAGAUUUUGGAGUGAUUUUAGCUAAAUACUUGUGAAAAUACAAUUGUAUUGUACUUCCUCCUCUAGUUGCUAUUAUGAUCAUCUGACGUUGAUUUGUGUGUUAUACGUAGCUUGCAGUAGUCACACUUUUCUGGAGACUGCAGUAUUAUCAUUGUGAUAUUUAACAGUAGACACUGCUAUGAGUAAGACUGCACAGCAUUGCAUGGGUCUGGCCGUCAUGGACCGCUUUCUGAUUAUUGUAGUACAGUGUAUUUGUACAUGUAAAGUUAUCAGGGUUGUGGUAAAAUGCAGUUAUUGUUUCGAUGAUAUGCAUUUCUGUAUUUGUGAUUAAACCUGAUAGGAUUAUGUCUUUCUGUUGUUACCUCUUCUUAUGUGUUUAUCAUAUUUAUACGUUGUUGUGAAGUGGUAUUCUUACUUGAUGUUUUAACAAUUUGUUACAGUUUUGUAAUAGCAUAGGUUCAAGACACUGUUGUGUAAUAUAUGUAGUUAUGUUUAUAUGUGGGUAAGUGCAUGAUUCUUCAGCAAAUUAUGUCUAAAAAUGUACAGAAAUUACUUUAAAAAAAUACACUGAUUUUGAAUUUGAAACUGCAUGGAUGGUAUGGGCUUACAUGUAUUAUGAAGUGGAGAAAAUAUUGUGUCAUUGCCACUUCAUUCCUAUGAUAAACUUCUCCAACAACAAACUGUACAGAAUGGUUGGUUAAGUAUGUUAUGUUUGCGCAAUGCGAAAAUUAUAGCCAUCAGAAAAUAUCUUGAGGGAAAUAUCUUACGUGGAAAAAUAAUGAAGACAUUCCUUUGAUUAUUAAAACAUUCUUGUGGUCGUUUGGUGGUGACAGCUGAGAUAUGUUCUGUAAUGUGUAUGAUACAGCUGACAAGUAUUGUUUUAGGAAUAAUAUUCAUUCUUCUUCUAUAAGAGGCUGAUCUGUUUAAGGAAGUACAUGUAAUUAAUUGUUGUAAUGAUCCAGACCUAUAUUUUUCAUAAAUUAUUGGUUAGAGAUCGCUUUUAUCUCCAAGUGCACUUUCAUCAUUGUCAAAAAAACAUAAAAUAAGCCCUUCUCUAUGAAAUAAUGGUUUGAUAGUGUGGUUGUGUCCUCUUUACUUCCAUAUGUGUGUUGACCUGCAUAAGCUCCAUGCAUAAUACCUUUAGUUACUGUCAAUAUUUUCUGGCAGAAAUGAGUUCUGCCCAUGUAGUUAGUGAUCAGUAGCUGUGAUUGGUGGUGUAUCGAGUAUAUGAAAUGUGAAUAUGCUUGAACAAAGAUAAGUCAGGUAGUCCUUAUGGUAGUUGAUGUUUAAGCGCGUAUAUACGGUAGAUAUUGUGAUGUACCUUCUGCCUAUCAAGAUACAGUGAUAUAUGUAUAUAUAUAUAUACAUACAUACAAGUAGAUGUGCAUGGGGUGAUGCAGUAAUGUUGUGGUUAAUAAGCUUAAGUUGAGCUAUUUCCAUGCAUACUGGAUCACAUCAGUUUUUUUACAACCAAAAUUGUGAUGUGACAUAAUUGUGAAAGCUUAGAUAUCAUAUUCGUAUUGUAAACUUGCGAAAAGUGUUUUAGCAGAAACUAAAAAUUAUGUAUGUAUCCAUUCUGUGACUGUGUGUCUGUACAAUUUUUCAUUCAUGACUGCAUUAAAAUGAAUAUUUAAUGAUAUUACAAACUUACGAUAGCCAUCAUUCUGCAGCACUUGAGGAUGUUUAUAACACCAAUCCACAGUAAGUUGCUGAUUUAAGAAAAAAACAAAUAAUGUAUGUAAGCAUUUAGCUACUUGUUUGCAUAAUAUUGUGUUAAUUUCUCAGUUGUUUACCAAUACAAUAAUGUGAAUGUGCUGUGUGUGCCAAGGUGAAAUUCAGGAUGAUCUUGCUUGGCCAUGCAUUUGUUAUCAUAACCAAUUAGAAAGGUAGGAGUCUAGCUCAAACUUUGUUAUUUGCUGCUUUCUCUGAAUAUUGUAGGGUACUCCAUCAUGGGGGUAAUUGUCAGCAUAUUUCUUAGCUUGUAGUGUACAGCUUGGACAUUGAUGUUAUAAUGUUAUGAUAUAUUUUAACAUUUCUGGCUGAUGCAAUAAACCAUUUACUUUAAAAAGUGUGUACUGUCAAGUGU
This is a messenger RNA of Liolophura sinensis, 6593 nucleotides long. Its product is annotated as CSC1-like protein 2. Gene Ontology annotation, cellular component: plasma membrane. Gene Ontology annotation, molecular function: calcium-activated cation channel activity. The record is from RefSeq and is a predicted model, not a curated record. Lineage: Eukaryota; Metazoa; Mollusca; Polyplacophora; Chitonida; Chitonidae.